GUCGUUGUCACUUCCAGCCACAAGAGGGCAGAAGAGACUUAGCCUUUUAUGAACACUUCCGCCUUCCGGUUGAAUAACAAACAAACGAGGGAAAGUUGCACCGUUUUGUAUGAAAACGCCACUUAAAUGUCCAACGAAAGGCAACAAUCACCGUCUAAAUUAUCAGAUCGAUGGAUCCAAGAAAACAACGAAUUGGUCAACAAAUGGAAGAACAGAGAGCCUUCAAGCCGAGACCAGAACCACGCCAUUUUAUUGUUGUCAUCUGAGUUCCACAAACUUUUAAGAAAAAUACAAGGUCUUCCUCUGCUUGAAGAUCACACUCGCUUGGAGUUGUGUGUGGUGUACAAUGUUUGUUUGCUCUCCAUCGCUCUGUCUCAGAUGUCAGAAGCUGAGAUGCUCCUCACACAAACGAUGGAAAGAGUUUUACAGAUGACAAGCGUUGAGCCGAUGGCCUCGUCUCCACCUGAGUUUUGGCGUACAGUUGUGACAUCAGUGGAAAACAGACCAUUCCAAUCCAGUGUACAGAACCUGCUGUGUGUGCGGUGGGCUAUCUGCUUGGCCAACUGUACACUUGAAGCCAUAGAAGGACUUCAGGGGGAAUUUUCCUCUCUUUCUGCAGGACUUCAACAAGACAUAAGUGAAGCAAGGCGAAUGUCUUCAAACGUUCCGCUUUUGGUGAUGGAACCAAGAAAGCUUCUUGAAUUGUUGCAAAUUUGCACUCUCAUCACCCAAGGCGCAGAGCGACUGAACGAGGGCGGAAGCUCAGCGGCUCUAACUGGUCUGCAGGCUGCUUCCUCUCUGCCUGCUCCCAGAACUCUGGUGGCAUACACGCACCUGCUAUCUGGCUCCUGUCUAGCCCACACGGGCCGUCCUCAGAUGGCACUGCAGUGUUUCAGGAAAGCGGUGGAGACCGAUUUUCUGUGUGUAUGUGCUCUAUAUCAGAGUGUACUCAUCUUCAGGUGCCUGGGGAACACACAGGCGGAGAUACAAAUGCUUCGAUUGUUGCACUCUACACUGAUGUUGCCCUCCACCUCUGAGCCUUUUACAGCCAGCGAUCAGAUCUUCUCUGUGUCCGUACUCCUACGGAGUCAAGCCCUGCGCAGUCUGCUUUUUGUCCCAACUGCCCUCGGUGUCCUUCACAGUUUGGCCCAGAAAUGCGUGCUGCAUUCAAGGGUGUCUGAAGGUGUGGAAUGUUAUCUGGAUCUGCUGGCUGCUAUUCGUUCUGAAGAACACAGCGUACGUUCAGAGGACUCUCACCUUCCUCGGUUACCCGAACUUUACCUGGAGGCCGCCACCUCCUUGCUCAUGGCCGAGCGGCCCGUCGAUUGCAUGACUUUGUGUGAUGAAGUCAUCGCCACCACGGCGGAGCUGCUGCCAGAGCGCGUGGUGCUGGAGGAGCCAGAGGAAGGGGUUGAGGAGUCGGCUAUGUGCGCCGAGGGUGAACAGGAUCGGGUGGCGAUGCUGUUUUGGACGGGGGCGGCGUACCUCCUCCAGGGUCACUGCUGCGGUCACCUGCAGGACUGGAAGCAAGCUGUGGCUCAUUACACAAGAUGUAUUAACCUGCUGGUGAAGGUGCGCGUUAAAGAGAAAGGCGGCCAACCUCAAGUCCCCACUCCAGACGUGUGUAAUGAGAAAAGAGCAGAUCUUCAGAUUCUACAGAGGAUGAAGGGUCUCUCGUUAGCCGGGAGGGGCAUCAGCUUCGCGCAGACCGACCAGCUUCGACACGCACAAAGAAACCUCCAGCUCAGCCUGCACGCUUUUCCAGAGAACGUGGGUGCAAGACUGUGGUGUGGAGAGGUGCUGUGGAGGCUCGACAGGAAACGAGAGGCAGCCGCAAUUUGGGAGAAGACAUGGAACAUCAGCAUACGCUCAGCAGAGAACAUUCCUGUGUACUUGCGGGAACCCCAGUCCGGACCCAUGUUGGACUCUGCAGAGCUUCGCCGCAGAAUACGUGAACUUGAUUCCAGCUAGCUCACCUUGAGCGAUGAAGAAGAAUGUUUUGUUGAAUGUUGACAGGGGCAAAAAAAUGAGGAAAAAAAACCCCCCACCACUUCAACUGUUUUCUGUAAACAUAUGCUGGUUUACAAGUUACAUUAAUAUGUAACUUUUUGUGUAUUUGUACAGCUGUGUAGAAAGGAAAGCAACACAUUUGAAUUGUGCAUUUUUAUAUGGGCAUGAGCACCAAACAAGACAAGCAACUAUUUCUUGUACCCAAAGUAGGAAAACCACUGGACUUGUUGCAUGCAGAACACUGAGCACAUUGCAAAACUGCUCACCGGCCACUACAGUCACUGCUCCUAAAGCGUGACUGUGAAAGUCACAAAUUAAAAAGUUUAGUGCUAAGUUGUUUUUUUGGGGGCAGUACUAUUUUCUGCUCUUUAUAUAUGAUCUGAAAUGUUAACUCAAUGAAUGAAUUGAGGACUAAACUAAUGUACCAAAUUGCUGUCAGGAAUGACAUCGGAACAAUCUAAUUGAACAUUUGUGUACUUCAGGGGUGAUUUCAUGCCAUAAUUAUGGCUGCACCAUUAUUAUUAUUUUUACUAGAUGUUACUUUGUGUUCUUUAAUCAACUUUGUUCAUGGUGCUCUUACUAUUAAACUGUAAACGAGC
Molecule: messenger RNA, 2609 nt
Organism: Phyllopteryx taeniolatus (common seadragon)
Lineage: Eukaryota; Metazoa; Chordata; Actinopteri; Syngnathiformes; Syngnathidae
Gene: fancg
Product: FA complementation group G
Exons: 14
Coding region: 127-1971 (614 amino acids)
Biological process (GO): interstrand cross-link repair
Cellular component (GO): Fanconi anaemia nuclear complex
Molecular function (GO): protein binding
Source: RefSeq, a predicted model, not a curated record